This is a messenger RNA of Daldinia decipiens, 681 nucleotides long. RefSeq lists its product as uncharacterized. Bases 1 to 681 code for a protein of 226 amino acids. The transcript is spliced from 3 exons. The record is from RefSeq and is a predicted model, not a curated record. Lineage: Eukaryota; Fungi; Ascomycota; Sordariomycetes; Xylariales; Hypoxylaceae.
AUGCCUUGUCAAUCGAGUCGUCUCGUCCGGUUUGUAAGGGCCCCGGUAAGGAUCUACAGUCCGGCUCCUUCGCAUGUUCUUCAGCGCACAUUCGCAGAACACCAUUUCCCAGGAAAUAAAGCCGAAUCACUUGAACACAGUCAAAUAUUCAAGAUAAGCCAGGCUAUCGAACAGGACCACAGAGAACUGGAGGAUUACUACAACCGCAUUGGCAGCUCCAAAGACCCCGACGAGCAGAGGCGAUUUCAGAAUGCCUUCAUUUGGGAGCUAUCACGCACUCAAUUGCAGAGGAGAUCGUUAGCUGAUAUGGAUCGCGAUGAGCAUCAAAAGGUCAAAGAACAACUCUACGAAUUCCAGAAGCUGAAACCUGGAGACCAAAGCUUCCUCCCCACGUUGGAGGCGCUCUUCAAAGACCUGAAGCGUCAUAUCAAAGAGGAGGAAGAACAAGAUCUUGUAAAACUGGAGGAUGCACUUGGGCUGACGCAGUCUAAGGAAUUGUGUCAGAAAUUCGAGAAGACGAAGUUGUUUACGCCAACCCGAAGUCAUCCCAGCGCUCCUGAUAAACCCCCAUUCGAAACGGUCGUUAGCUUCAUGACCGCACCAAUUGAUAAGAUCCGGGACCUAUUCACCAAGUUCCCAGACUCUAAAUCCACAAAGCCGUAUGGUGGUAAAUCACCCUGA